AUGGCACGUACCAAGCAGACCGCAAGAAAAUCUACUGGAGGCAAAGCCCCACGAAAACAGCUGGCUACCAAGGCAGCCCGUAAGAGUGCACCGGCCACCGGUGGGGUUAAGAAACCACACAGAUACAGGCCAGGAACUGUCACUCUCCGUGAGAUCAGGAGGUACCAAAAGAGCACCGAGUUGCUCAUCAGGAAACUCCCAUUCCAGCGCUUAGUGCGUGAAAUUGCCCAGGAUUUCAAGUCCGAUCUGCGUUUCCAGAGUUCCGCCGUCAUGGUCCUUCAGGAAGCCAGUGAGGCCUACCUUGUCGGACUCUUCGAGGACACCAACUUGUGUGCUAUCCACGCCAAGAGAGUGACCAUCAUGCCCAAGGACAUUCAGCUUGCUAGACGUAUCCGCGGUCUUUUGAUGAAAACUACAGCUCUGUGGGGACAAGCAGAAAAGAUGGCACGUACCAAGCAGACCGCAAGAAAAUCUACUGGAGGCAAAGCCCCACGAAAACAGCUGGCUACCAAGGCAGCCCGUAAGAGUGCACCGGCCACCGGUGGGGUUAAGAAACCACACAGAUACAGGCCAGGAACUGUCACUCUCCGUGAGAUCAGGAGGUACCAAAAGAGCACCGAGUUGCUCAUCAGGAAACUCCCAUUCCAGCGCUUAGUGCGUGAAAUUGCCCAGGAUUUCAAGUCCGAUCUGCGUUUCCAGAGUUCCGCCGUCAUGGCCCUUCAGGAAGCCAGUGAGGCCUACCUUGUCGGACUCUUCGAGGACACCAACUUGUGUGCUAUCCACGCCAAGAGAGUGACCAUCAUGCCCAAGGACAUUCAGCUUGCUAGACGUAUCCGCGGCGAACGAGCUUAA
Molecule: messenger RNA, 852 nt
Organism: Saccostrea cuccullata (small rock oyster)
Lineage: Eukaryota; Metazoa; Mollusca; Bivalvia; Ostreida; Ostreidae
Exons: 4
Coding region: 1-852 (283 amino acids)
Cellular component (GO): nucleosome
Molecular function (GO): structural constituent of chromatin; protein heterodimerization activity; DNA binding
Source: RefSeq, a predicted model, not a curated record